Molecule: messenger RNA, 348 nt
Organism: Rotaria sordida
Lineage: Eukaryota; Metazoa; Rotifera; Eurotatoria; Philodinida; Philodinidae
Source: the annotation of a GenBank genome assembly
AUGCUUUAUGAAGCACGAUUGUUUCGUUUUAUACCAGUACUGGAGAUGACACCCGACAUUUAUCGUAUAACAUCUAAAUAUCUUGGCCCAACAAGAUCACUUCUUUUUGAUAGAAGUCAAAAUUAUCUUGGAUUUAAUCAGACUAAUCAUACAGCAACUAAUCAACAUUGGUUUGUUCGAUUGAGAGAUACUGGGGAUUACUCCAUAAGACCAGUUGAUGCACCUCAAUUCCUUCUGACGUCAAAUCGUGGUACUUACAAAGUUACAGUCGAAUUGAACGAAUAUUUCUGUGCAUGGUGUCUCAUUGAAGAUGGAGAUUUUAUUGGACCAAUUGCACCUGCAUCAUAA